Molecule: messenger RNA, 2314 nt
Organism: Ceutorhynchus assimilis (cabbage seed weevil)
Lineage: Eukaryota; Metazoa; Arthropoda; Insecta; Coleoptera; Curculionidae
Source: the annotation of a GenBank genome assembly
AAAAAAAAAUAUAUUCUUCACUUCCUCACUAAUCCUCAGUCCUCACCUCAGUGAAACAGACCGAAUACAAAAAUCGAAUGCUGCUUGCUUGGCCUUUACAUUUAAAUAGUUGGGGAUUGUGAAUCUAAUAAACCACCAAAAUAAAGAAACGAACCAGCUCAAUCAACUAUCGACAGUCAACAAAUUUAAAGACAAAAUGUCGUUUUUCUCUGCCAAAAACGAUGUUAGUAGUGGCCCAUCUGAAGACGGACAAAAUCAGGAGUUGGCUGCUUGGCGAGAUCCAGCUAAGGACCAAGCACAAAACUCUCUAGGUUCUUUUUAUGUAGAGGCUGAAUGUGAAUCUCCUGAAGAAUCGUCAGACGAUGAUGUGUGUUUUGGAGAAUAUACAAUGGAAGAAGCCAAGAAGGACGUCAAAAGAAAUUGGGCAAGACCAAUUACCAAAAGGCAUUCCUCUAUUUGCAGGUUCAAGUAUCUUGAUGUUAACAAAGAAAUGGAUGCCGUAACCAACCAGUUUGCAGAUUUACUGACCAACCCUUCCCAAGAUGUUACUUCAAACGAAUACCUUGAAGUAGAUGGAAGUAGAAAUUCAGAAUUUCUCCAUAAACUUGAAAAAUGUAUCAACGAUCCGAUAUCAGGACAUACAUCGUAUAAUACAGCAUUUGAUCAAACCAACAUGGAUAAGAAUGGUGAUAAUCCAGAGCAAGAAUCUUGUCCAGAUGACAGUAUAAUAAGUGUAAGUGAUGAUAGUUCAUCACAACUUCACACAUCGGGUUAUGAGUUUGUUAACGAAGAUUCUGCAAGUCCUGCGAUGAUUUAUAUGAGAGAAGAGGGUCAAGAGCUUACUAAGGAAGCUAUUAAAAAUGACGAUUCCUUUAGAUCUGCAAUGCAAACAUCAUUUGUCAAUAGAGUUGAGGUUGAUAAGGUAGAUCCACGUUUAAAACUUGACUUCAAUCACUUGAGUGGAAUUACUGAAAAAACUGAAUUCACAAGUGAGUUUGUAAGUUUUUCUUCUAAUAGCGAUGCAUCGUCAAAUAUCCCUGUAAUUCAAAUAAAUGAUGGUACGGGCUCUUCCUAUGAGAAUCUUAGUGGCUCAUUUAUCUCCGAGGCUUCUGAAAAUCAACUUAACGUUUCAACGUCAUCAGUUAAAAAUGAUUAUUUUACUACUGCAUCAUCAGAAGAUAAAAUUGCUCCAUCAUCAACUUUGCCUCCAAGUGAUUUAAGUUCAUAUGAAGACGAAAAAAACAAUUCAAUAGAUUUUGAUGAUACACUAGAGGAAAUGAAUCGAUUUUUAGCACAAGGCAUGGACUACAUAAUGCCUGAAAAAACUACAGUAGUUAAAAAUGUACCCCUAUUGGAACAAAACCUCAUUGUUAGUCCCAUUUCAGGUUCAUUUGAAAAUGACAGUGACAAAGAGUUUCCCUGUUUAGAAACCAAGCCAUACAGAAACUGUUAUUCAGUUGAAAAAGUUUCAGCACCAAAGCCAACUGCUAAAACCUCUAAAAGUGCCACUAAACCAAAGUUUGUUUCCAAAAUCAAACUUCCGACUGUUACAAAAAAACUUGGUGGCAACGAAGCGAACGCCAUAUUUAAGGUUCCAAAUAAACCCAUUAGGACUCCAAGUAAACUGAAUCCAGCACUAAAAAAUGUUGUGAGCCCUGUUGGAAUUUACAUAAAACAUUCACCAAAAGUUUGCCCAAUGAGAAAUGCGCCUCCACCAACUAAGUUAAAGCUACCAUUAUACACACACACUUCACAUGCUAUCAGCUCAUCUCAUAAAGAAAAUAUACCUGCUUCUGAGGAUUUCGAUAUGCCCACGGUGAUUUAUAAACCAGCUAGAAAGCAAAUUGCUACUGAGGUGCGCCAAGUCAACUUACCGAACAGCAUUAAUAAGCUGGUUAAUCCUCAAGUGGUUACUAAACACGAGGCUAGGACUGACAACUGUAAUCAAUCCAUUGAGAGACGAUUGAUGGAGUCGGAUUAUUCAAUCAAUCUAUCUUUGGAUACAACUGCAGGAGAUGUGUCAAUUUUGACGCAUAAUCAGCCAUUCAAUUUGAAAAAGUUUUAAGAGAAUUUUCGUGAUAAUUAGUAUGAAUGUGUAGGGUAAGGUAUUAUGUUAUAUUAUAAUGUGAAGUCAAGUUUUAUUCAAGGAAGCAUUGUGUGGGAAUUUUGUUUAUUUUUAAGAUAUUGUAUUUUUCAAUGUUCCACCAAUAUGUCAUUGGUUCCAGCAAAUAUAGGUGUGUUAUUUAUCAGAGUAGUCGUCGAUUUUUUUUUUUGACAUUUAUACCAAUGAAAUAAAUAUAUGUACUUUCCUUUA